CCGGGGACGGGGAAGAGAGGGACAGUCGGAGCGCGGUGGCGAGUCGCUGAGCCCUCCGCGGCCCCGAGAGCGGCUGCAGCCGCCGCCGCCGGGAAGGAGAGGGCGAGGCGCGCCCGAGCCGCCGUCGCCGCCGCCGCCGCCGCCGCCACCGCCGCCACCGCCACCGGAGUCGCGGGCGAGCCGGGCAGCCGCCGCGGGCCACGGCCGGGGCGGGGGGCGGGGGCCACAGGCCCCUCUGCUCCGGCCGCCGCUUGCAGACCGCGGGCGCCGAUGUCGCCCGCGCCCCGCUAGGCUGAGCCUCGGGUCGGGCGAAGAGCCGCCGCAGCCGCCGCCGCCCGAGCCGCGGGCAGGAGCCUCGGGAGCCGCCGCCGCCGCCGCCCGGCCGGGCCCCGCCGCCGCCCGCGCGCCCCCGGGCCCCCGACACACAUGAGAUUCUUCAGGCUCACUUUCAAGUGCUUCGUGGACUGCUUCUGACUGCGCCGCCCGCGCCCCGCACCCCGCCGCCCGCCCGCCGCCCCGUCCCCCGGCCCGGCCGCCCCCCGGCCCCCGGCCGGCCCGCGCCCUCGGGGCCCUCCCCGGUGCCGCCGGUGCCCCCCGCCUGACCGCCGUCCCCCGCGAGGCGCCGCGACCCCGGCCCGGCCGUGCGGCCCGCCGGGGCCAUGGCGAAGAAGAGCGCCGAGAACGGCAUCUAUAGCGUGUCCGGCGACGAGAAGAAGGGCCCCCUCAUCGCGCCCGGGCCCGACGGGGCCCCGGCCAAGGGCGACGGCCCCGCGGGCCUGGGGACACCCGGCGGCCGCCUGGCCGUGCCGCCGCGCGAGACCUGGACGCGCCAGAUGGACUUCAUCAUGUCGUGCGUGGGCUUCGCCGUGGGCUUGGGCAACGUGUGGCGCUUCCCCUACCUGUGCUACAAGAACGGCGGAGGUGUGUUCCUUAUUCCCUACGUUCUGAUCGCCCUGGUCGGAGGAAUCCCCAUUUUCUUCUUGGAGAUCUCGCUGGGCCAGUUCAUGAAGGCCGGCAGCAUCAAUGUCUGGAACAUCUGUCCCCUGUUCAAAGGCCUGGGCUACGCCUCCAUGGUGAUCGUCUUCUACUGCAACACCUACUACAUCAUGGUGCUGGCCUGGGGCUUCUAUUACCUGGUCAAGUCCUUCACCACCACGCUGCCCUGGGCCACAUGUGGCCACACGUGGAACACUCCCGACUGCGUGGAGAUCUUCCGCCAUGACGACUGUGCCAAUGCCAGCCUGGCCAACCUCACCUGUGACCAGCUUGCUGACCGCCGGUCCCCUGUCAUCGAGUUCUGGGAGAACAAAGUCUUGAGGCUGUCUGGGGGACUGGAGGUGCCAGGGGCCCUCAACUGGGAGGUGACCCUUUGUCUGCUGGCCUGCUGGGUGCUGGUCUACUUCUGUGUCUGGAAGGGGGUCAAAUCCACGGGAAAGAUCGUGUACUUCACUGCUACAUUCCCCUACGUGGUCCUGGUCGUGCUGCUGGUGCGUGGAGUGCUGCUGCCUGGCGCCCUGGACGGCAUCAUUUACUAUCUCAAGCCUGACUGGUCAAAGCUGGGGUCCCCUCAGGUGUGGAUAGAUGCGGGGACCCAGAUUUUCUUUUCUUACGCCAUUGGCCUGGGGGCCCUCACAGCCCUGGGCAGCUACAACCGCUUCAACAACAACUGCUACAAGGACGCCAUCAUCCUGGCUCUCAUCAACAGCGGGACCAGCUUCUUUGCUGGCUUCGUGGUCUUCUCCAUCCUGGGCUUCAUGGCUGCAGAGCAGGGCGUGCACAUCUCCAAGGUGGCAGAGUCAGGGCCGGGCCUGGCCUUCAUCGCCUACCCGCGGGCUGUCACACUGAUGCCAGUGGCCCCACUCUGGGCUGCCCUGUUCUUCUUCAUGCUGUUGCUGCUUGGUCUCGACAGCCAGUUUGUAGGUGUGGAGGGCUUCAUCACCGGCCUCCUCGACCUCCUCCCGGCCUCCUACUACUUCCGUUUCCAAAGGGAGAUCUCUGUGGCCCUCUGUUGUGCCCUCUGCUUUGUCAUCGAUCUCUCCAUGGUGACUGAUGGCGGGAUGUACGUCUUCCAGCUGUUUGACUACUACUCGGCCAGCGGCACCACCCUGCUCUGGCAGGCCUUUUGGGAGUGCGUGGUGGUGGCCUGGGUGUACGGAGCUGACCGCUUCAUGGACGACAUUGCCUGUAUGAUCGGGUACCGACCUUGCCCCUGGAUGAAAUGGUGCUGGUCCUUCUUCACCCCGCUGGUCUGCAUGGGCAUCUUCAUCUUCAACGUUGUGUACUACGAGCCGCUGGUCUACAACAACACCUACGUGUACCCGUGGUGGGGUGAGGCCAUGGGCUGGGCCUUCGCGCUGUCCUCCAUGCUGUGCGUGCCGCUGCACCUCCUGGGCUGCCUCCUCAGGGCCAAGGGCACCAUGGCUGAGCGCUGGCAGCACCUGACCCAGCCCAUCUGGGGCCUCCACCACUUGGAAUACCGAGCUCAGGACGCAGAUGUCAGGGGCCUGACCACCCUGACCCCAGUGUCCGAGAGCAGCAAGGUCGUCGUGGUGGAGAGUGUCAUGUGACAACUCAGCUCACAUCACCAGCUCACCUCUGGUAGCCAUAGCAGCCCCUGCUUCAGCCCCACCCCACCCCUCCAGGGGGCCUGCCUUUCCCUGACACUUUUGGGGUCUGCCUGGGGGAGGAGGGGAGAAAGCACCAUGAGUGCUCACUAAAACAACUUUUUCCAUUUUUAAUAAAACGCCAAAAAUAUCACAACCCACCAAAAAUAGAUGCCUCUCCCCCUCCAGCCCUAGCCGAGCUGGUCCUAGGCCCCGCCUAGUGCCCCACCCCCACCCGCAGUGCUGCACUCCUCCUGCCACGUCCACCCCCUGCCCACCUCUCCAGGCUCUGCUCUGCAGCACACCCUUGGGUGACCCCUCACCCCAGAAGCAGCAGUGGCAGCUUGGGAAAUGUGAGGAAGGGAAGGAGGGAGAGAUGGGAGGGAGGAGAGAGAGGAGAAGGGAGGCAAGGGAGGGGCAGCAGAACCAAGGCAAGUAUUUCAGCUGGGCUAUACCCCUCUCCCCAUCCCUGUUAUAGAAGCUUAGAGAGCCAGCCAGCAAUGGAACCUUCUGGUUCCUGCGCCAAUCGCCACCAAUAUCAAUUGUGUGAGCUUGGGUGUGAGUGCAUGCGUGCGUGAGUACGUAGAGUAUAUAUAGAUCUCUAUCUCUUAGCAAAGGUGAAUACCAGAUGUAAAUGGUGCCUCUGGGCAAAGGAGGCUUGUAUUUUGCACAUUUUAUAAAAACUUGAGAGAAUGAGAUUUCUGCUUGUAUAUUUCUAAAAAGAGGAAGGAGCCCAAACCAUCCUCUCCUUACCACUCCCAUCCCCGUGAGCCCUACCUUACCCCUCUGCCCCUAGCCAAGGAGUGUGAAUUUAUAGAUCUAACUUUCAUAGGCAAAACAAAAGCUUCGAGCUGUUGCAUAUGUGAGUCUGUUGUGUGGAUGUGCGUGUGUGGUCCCCAGCCCCAGACUGGAUUGGAAAAGUGCAUGGUGGGGGCCUCGGGGCUGUCCGCACACUGUCCCUUCGCCCACAAGUCUGUGGGGCAAGAGGCUGCAAUACUCCAUCCUGGGUGUCUGGGCUGCUAACCUGGCCUGCUCAGGCUUCCCACCCUGUGCCCUGGGCUGGGCACACCCCCGGGAAGGGACCCCGGACACGGCUCCCACGUCCAGGCUUAAGGUGGAUGCACUUCCCGCACCUCCAGUCUUCUGUGUAGCAGCUUUAACCCACGUAUGCCUGUCACGUCCAGUCCCGAGACAGCUGAGUGACCCCAAGAAAGGCUUCCCUGACACCCGGACAGAGGCUGGAGGGCUAGGGCUGGGUGAGGGUGGUGGGCCUGCGGGGACAUUCUUACUGUGCUAAAAAGCCACUGCAAACAUAGCAAUAAAAACAUGUCAUUUUCCAAA
Messenger RNA from Pongo pygmaeus (Bornean orangutan), 3944 nucleotides. It is a transcript of the gene SLC6A8, whose product is annotated as solute carrier family 6 member 8. Lineage: Eukaryota; Metazoa; Chordata; Mammalia; Primates; Hominidae. Gene Ontology annotation, cellular component: plasma membrane. The transcript has 13 exons. Gene Ontology annotation, molecular function: creatine:sodium symporter activity; gamma-aminobutyric acid:sodium:chloride symporter activity. Bases 660 to 2567 code for a protein of 635 amino acids. The record is from RefSeq and is a predicted model, not a curated record. Gene Ontology annotation, biological process: nitrogen compound transport; neurotransmitter transport; amino acid transport.